AUGGCGGCUCAAACACCUGAACAACAGCAACAACAACAACAGCGUGCCAAGGCUCUGGGCAGCCUCCUACAAGCCAUGGGUGCUGUACCCGGAAACCGCAUGGAUCGCUGGGUCCAGGCCAUCUACUUCGCCGAACUCUACCCCGUCGCCACCGCCACAUCGCUGAAAUUUUCGGCCUUGAACGCGAACCGGUCCGUCGAGAACAUCUUCGAUUACGCCCUUGAAGUGACUCUGUCUCACCAGAGCGCCUUGCGAGCGACUCAUGCCGACAAGAUCGAUCUCGUGGCCUGCGUCACGAGGCUGCUAUCGCCCAUCUCUCCUAUCUGCUUUGAGCCUGGAGUUCCUCUGCCGGACCAUCUUGCGGCUUAUCAACCACAGAUCUUAGGCGUACAACAUUCAUCAAUCCUGCGUAAUGGGGCGGCUCACCAUCGCGUUACGGUUGGGUUCGUCACCGGCGAGGCACGUGACGCGGCGCUCACGACGCCCCCCGCUCUCACUUGGCGAUUGGCGAAGGCCCGCUUCGCGAAGUCUCACAGGUUCCACCAUAACAUGGUCGAGCUUCGAAUCAACGUCGGUGUUCAAGGAGUGCCCUCCAUGGAUGCCAUCAUCAAAUCGUUCCAAUCACUUGUGCAAGACCUGUCAGCCAAGGGACAUUCAUGCCAACUUGUGCAGGUUCUGCGCGUUAUCAGCGUGGACAACGCCUCGGCCUUCGCCCACGUUGCCGGAGACUACUCGGCUUUCCUACACUUCGAUGACGACUCCCUAUUCCAACGCCCCAACACGACCUUGAAGGAGAUUCUACCUUCGAGGAUCGACCUUCCCACUCGAGGCAUCCCGGUUACCGCCCUUCGCCAUGACUAUGAGAAGGAGGCGGCUUGCGGUAGGUGCCACUUUGUGGGUCACGUGGGAACCUGCGGACUGGAUCAGGAGAGGAAGCGGAAGGAGGCUCACAACGGCAUCAUCAACAGCAACAAAAACACCAUCACCCACAACACCAACAUCGCGGAGGCCGAGGCCCCCUGA
Molecule: messenger RNA, 1023 nt
Organism: Microbotryum saponariae
Lineage: Eukaryota; Fungi; Basidiomycota; Microbotryomycetes; Microbotryales; Microbotryaceae
Source: the annotation of a GenBank genome assembly